Messenger RNA from Bombyx mori (domestic silkworm), 6119 nucleotides. RefSeq names its product P protein (gene hoe1). Bases 933 to 3407 code for a protein of 824 amino acids. NCBI's taxonomy places the organism in Eukaryota, Metazoa, Arthropoda, Insecta, Lepidoptera, Bombycidae. Gene Ontology annotation, cellular component: membrane. The record is from RefSeq and is a predicted model, not a curated record. The transcript is spliced from 18 exons. Gene Ontology annotation, biological process: transmembrane transport.
UAAAAUCGAUUGACUAACUCUAGGUUACAUAUACGUAUUUAUAGUUACAUGUUAAAACGACUAUGUCAUCGUCGAGAUAACGUUUGAUAAAACAACAUUUUGUAUUUGUGUUUUGUGUAAUGUUUUCAUAACAUUGAAUGCGCCAAACGAGAUUGAGGCGGCAACGGUAGUUUCGCUAUAUCGCGCCUUUAGAAUUGAAUUGGCUUAACCCAAAAUUCUUGUUUUUUGGUAAAUGCCAAAAAUAAUAUAAUCAAAGAAUUGUGUUUGUUUUGGUUUUCCGAUUUUCAUACUUUAUAGUAUGCGCUGGAUUUGAAAGAUACGGAACGAGUUUGAUGUUUAAUUUUAUAAACUGUUAAAAUACAUUUUAAAAAGCCGUUGAAAGUUUCAAAUACAUUUUCAUAAAAUUCUUAGUUAAGCCAUUUCAAUUCAAAAGGUGCGAUAUAAAUGAUAUAAUCUAUGGCACGGCUUGGCAGUCAAUGAACGCCCGCGUCGCGCGCCGGGCGUUGUACGAAUCGCGAUUCGCGCCAACUACAAUCGAAUUGAACAUUGAAAAACAAAACAGUGUUUACAAUUGCUAUUUCUCGCUUAAAUGUCAACAAAAUAGUUUGUUAUGUAGUCGACAGUGAAUUAUCUUAAAAACUAUUUUAUUAAUAUAUAUCGAAUAUUCAUAACGCAAAUGAUAGUUAACUAUUUACAUAAAUUACCUGUUUUCGUGGUUUGUUGUUUUAAAAUAAAAUGUGUCAGUGAUUGUCUGCUCUGUGUUUUUGGUAAAUUAAAAAGUGUAUUUUUUUGUUUGUUUCUAUAUUUACAUUUUUAAUUUAAUUGAUAUUGUGGCCCGUGGUCUCCAAAGUUUAGAUUGAAUUUGACGGAAGUUUUCUGUCGAUAGCUCAUACAACAAACUGGCUUGGCGUGCAUUAUAUUUGAACAAACGGAUGGAAUGUCUUCGGCGCGCACUGUGCGGUACCGUGGAUUUCGUGGGGUCGGAGUGGUGGAGCUCGAUGGAGUUUAGUCGGAAUGGGAGCUCGGAGAUCAGUAAGAGUCAGUAUUCUCUGGUUUCUUCCGGCGACCUGACCGCUGGAGCUGUGCAGCUAUGGUUGGGAUUACCGGAAGAAGUGAAAUAUGACCCUGCACUGGCUGCGUUCCGGCGCUACUAUGAAAGUGAAUAUGAAAACGUUGAGGAGAUAACGCUGAAACCGAGGAACUCCCUCCCAAGGUUACGAUUACCGACCGUCAAAUCGGCGCCGCAUCUCAACAAUAACGUUCUGCCAAAUCUCAAAGAUGAAGCCACCAACGGCUUCAAGAUUUCGGCAUGCGAAGAGAAGAAUCAAGAGAAAAUACAAGAAGAGGAAACGAACAUGCGCAAGACGAGCACUUCCGCCUACGUAAAGCACUUGAUAAAAAUCUCUAUACUCCUGGCAUGCUGGAUGUUCUUCACGAUCGUCUUCAUGAUGUACAAUGAGAAGGUGGAAGUGUUCAUGAGCUCGUCCGUGGCUCCGGGAGAGGUCAAGAGCUACAUCAUAGACUUAAAAGAGGACAAGCUAUCAUUGUCCUUAAGCCUUUCUGGGCCGUUCCUCUCGGAGCAGUGGCAGGCCAAGUUGAAUUCCACGGAGGGAGUAAAGAAGAUGGAGGUUUGGCUUGAAAGGCGGCCCGAUGAUGACAGCAGAGGAGUAUCGGUCGAGAUAUCAAAGACAUGGGAAAUAGUAUUGCUAGAGAACGAAACGGAUUUCUGUGAGGGCGAACUGAGGUCGAACGUUCUAGAAUUGAAGACGUUGAACGCAACCAAUAAUGGGUCUUACGCUGUCGCGAUAAGAACUAACGCGAACGAGACGAUACCGUUCCAAAUGAGCUACAAGAUUGAGCCGCUGGAUCAGACUUCGGGAGUGAUUUACGCUUCAAUUUUACUGCUGGGGUUGUAUGUUCUGAUAAUAUUUGAGAUCAUAAACCGAACCAUGGCAGCAGUUAUCCUGUCAACAACGGCCAUGGCCGUCCUCUCGUUACUAGGCGAAAGGCCUUCCUUGCCAGAAUUGAUCUCGUGGCUGGAUAUGGAGACGUUGCUGCUGCUCUUUAGCAUGAUGCUGCUUGUAGCGAUCAUGGCUGAGACGGGACUGUUCGACUAUCUCGCCGUCUACACAUUUGAGGUUACAAGAGGGAAGAUCUGGCCCCUGAUCUCCGUUCUGUGCGGAAUAACGGCGAUGCUAUCAACAUUUUUAGACAACGUUACAACUGUAUUACUAAUGACACCGGUCACAAUAAGGUUAUGUGAAGUGAUGGAUAUGGAUCCUAUUCCCGUACUGAUGUCCAUGGUCAUAUACAGUAAUAUUGGUGGGACCGCUACUCCUGUGGGCGAUCCGCCCAACGUUAUAAUAGCUUCAAAUAAAGCUGUUAGUCAAGCUGGGAUAAACUUCACGAAUUUCACAUUGCACAUGGCACUGGGAAUCGUCUUCGUGUGUCUGCAGACCUACGUUCAAUUGAGAUUCAUUUAUCGAGACACGAAUAGGCUACGUUUAAACGAACCAAGAGAGAUACAAGAUCUCCGCCAACAAAUCUCGAUAUGGCGUCGCGCCGCCGACUCCCUCCCGCAUCUCAGUAGAGACGAACAGGUGGUCAGAGAGAGACUCGACAAGAAGAUACGUAAAUUGACUUCCCAGUUGGAUCUUUUCGUUAGGGAGAGUAAAAAGAGAGCCUGCCCUAAGACCACAUUCAGGAGCACCUUGGCCGAGAUGAAAGAGAAGUACAAGAUUCGCAAUAAGCCGUUAUUGGCGAAAUCUUCAGUGGCCAUCGGUUUCGUCGUGCUUGUGUUCUUCUUGCACUCCAUACCGGAAUUCAAUCGCGUGUCCCUGGGCUGGACGGCGUUGCUGGGCGCGAUCCUGCUGCUGAUCCUGGCGGACCGCGAGGACCUGGAGCCGGUGCUGCACCGAGUCGAGUGGUCCACACUGCUGUUCUUCGCGGCACUCUUUGUUUUUAUGGAGGCCCUCUCGAAGUUGGGGCUCAUCGUUUUCAUUGGAGGCCUCACGGAGUCCAUCAUUCUCAAGGUGGACGAAAGUGCUAGACUGGCCGUGGCGAUACUGCUUAUUUUGUGGGUGUCAGGUUUGACGUCGGCCUUCGUAGACAACAUCCCGCUGACGACCAUGAUGAUCAGAGUGGUGACCUCGCUCGGGUCGAACCCGAACCUCAAUCUUCCGAUGCAGCCGCUGAUCUGGGCACUUUGCUACGGAGCUUGUCUAGGAGGUAACGGUACCCUGAUAGGCGCGAGCGCCAACGUGGUCUGCGCUGGCGUGGCUGAGCAACACGGAUACAAGUUCACCUUCAUGAACUUCUUCAAAAUAGGCUUCCCGAUCAUGAUAGGCCACUUGGUCGUAGCCUCACUGUACCUGAUUAUAUGCCACUGCGUUUUUGCCUGGCAUUGAUCUCUGACCGUAUCAGGACUUAACUGCUGGAAGCGGAUCUAAAGACUCACUUCCAGGUCAUCCGUCCGCAAAUGUUACCCCACCUUAGUUAUUAACUUAGUAUUCUAUAUAGUAUUAAGGUCCAAGACUCGCAAAAGCCGAUCGGUAAGAUCAAAGAGAUGUGUGUAAAUAAGCAGUAUUGUACUGCGAAAUCAUUAGGGAUUAAUGGAAACUGACCUCCUUACUUUUGCGUGCUCACUAUGUCGAGUAGGGAUAAAGAGCAGACUGCAUAUGUGCAAGUAUCCGUCGUAAAGCGACAGAGAAGGGGGCGCCACUGUUGCGUGCGGUAUAAUCAAAGAUGGCGCCAAAAGUAAUUACAUCAAAUCAUUCAUUUCGGCUCAAAACUGCUACAUUCAAAGCAAACUACUUACACGUAGUUCGCUCCCUAAAGCCGGACACUAUUUCAACUUUUUCUUCUCCUACCCUCCGUAUGGAGGUAUUCAUAAUUUGUAAGAUUAAAAACAAAUGUAGGAUAGAUUCACAAGCCCCUAUCAAGGCUUUGUUUUAUCGCGAUUUAUAUUUAAUUUUAACAUUGCCGUCGUUACUUAAGGUAUAUUAUAAAAUAGAAAGAAGAAGAAAAUUUUGAUAUCAUUAACUAUUGUUAAUAAACUACUGAAAACUUAUAAUACUUUUUGCGUAUUUAUUAUUCAUCAUCUCACCCAAUAUGCCUGUUACAAAUCAUUCUGUCUCUUUUACUCUAAUCAUAUUUGUGCUACGUACGAAAGAGACAUGGCACUUUGCAAAAUUUACUGUUGUUUUGUCUUGGAUGAAAUUUUCCAUAAUACAUAUUAUUGCUAAACUUAGCUUUUAAGAGAUAACAGUUCUUGCCAGAACUUCCGAAAGUAUUUUUACGAUAUUAAUAAACAUUUCUCUGUACAUGAAUAGUUUAAGAGCUUAAUUAAAUUAUAAUAUUAAAACACAUAAAUAAAGAAUGAGUAUAGCGCUGAUAACUGAUCUAGUAUAAAACCUGACACGCAAUGAAAUACAAAAUCUAAACUAGGCGCGCACGGUGUCAAUGACCUUUUGUUCUUGCACAGCGCGCGAUGAACUACAAAGUACGCAAUAAGCGCGUGUGUCAAUGACCCGAGAAGAGUUUUUGGCGGGAACGCGAGGAGUGAAGUUUUGUGAUUUGUUUUAUUUUGCCUAUUUAGUGUUUCUUCAGGUUUAAAUUUGUAAUUAUGGCGGUUCAUUAACUGUUUAAUAUCUGUGAAAGUACACAAAUGUGGGAAAAUUAAACAAAGCCGUAACUUCUCGGGAUCCUCCAAAAAGUCGACUGAAAAAUUCUCAGUAAAUGACCACCAUUUUACUGAGAUUAUUUCAUACCAUAUCAUAUCUCGUCUCAUUUCAUUUUAUUUCAAAAUAUCAUUUUUCAUUUUUCAUAUAAAUUAAAAUAAGACUUGACCUAAAGGUCUUAGUUACCAGGCCAAAAAGUAUCUUAAAAAAAAUCAAUGACCCGAGUAACUUAACUAUGGAGGUCUGCGGUAUGAGUUCUAUUUGAAAAGUGGAUCUCCCGUCCAAAGUACUUUGAGAAUCUCCUGGUUUGGAGAAUGAUUUUCUGUAUGUGAUUUAGAUAGAUAGACUAGUUAUAUGGUUAGAUUUAUAAUUAAUGAAAGGAUAUUUGGUUUAAGCGUCAUUUCGCUUAAUACGCGACAUUUAUUUUUGUAAUUAAAGGUGCGUGCGUUAUUUGGGAUAAGCAUCAACAAUAUGACGUUUUUAAUUGUUUAAUUCUAAUAAGUUUACUCCAUAGAAGUUUUUUUGUUAUGACACUUUUUCCAAAUUUUGAUUGACUUUAAAUGGCUCUCUUGGAAAGUUGCAAAAAUGUCGCAUAAACCAAAUACCUUUUUUUUAAUCCUACCUAUGCUGAUAGCCUUGAGAGGCUACUUCAGCUUUGUAGAUGAGCUCACGGGGCUCAAACCGGAGUGUUGCUAACACUGGCCCUAGCAAGAGCAGUGCUUCGCUGAAUCUACCACCGGAUCGGAAACGCGACCAUCUGAGAAGAUCCGCCGAAAAACUCAGUGGGCUGUGUCUAUGGGUUAAUUCGCUCGUCGAGCCCUUCGUCGCAAGCGACGGGUUCGGCGAGGACGGUGACCGGUGUUUGUGGUACUUAAAACACCGUCAAUGGAUCGGGAGGAUCCGUAAUGACGUGUUUGUAUCCUUCGAGUUCGAUAUAUAUUUAUUUUAUUUAUUUAUUUACUAUGUACACACAAAAAAGAAGACAUAGUACAGAGUAAUAGGAAUAUUAUGUACAAAGGCACUGCUUAUUUCUUUAAGAAAUAUCUUCCAGCAGACCUGCGAGAGGAUUAUGAGAAUAAUAAUUAAAAGUGAUGAGUGUUUGUAGAUCAGCUAAAAUAAUAAAUACAACAUGAGAAUUAUAGUAAUGCACAUACACAUAGCAAAUAUUGUUAAACUUGAAUACAAAAUAUUAUAUUCGAAUAUACUGUUGACAGAGUUAUUAUAUUUAAUUUAUUUAGCGUGUUACAAAUUUUUUUUAAGUUAAUUUUUAAUGUUUUAUAAGCAAUCUUAAAAUCGAAAGACGAAUUAUAAAUGAAUUUACAUACUAAUUAAUUAAUUUUAUUAAUUUCGUUUCCAAGGUUUUAUUUAGAUCGUUUUUUUGUUUAUGUAAAUGUGUUUUUGUUUGUACAUUUCUAUGAAAUAAUUGUAUUUAAGCUGUAA